AUGAAUUCUCAAGACUCAGCUUUCCAUAAUGUACAAGGGUACAAGUUAAGCGUCAAUUUCGAAAAGUUCUGCUCUGGACAGUCAAGUCUUUCAACAUUUUCUGAGAGCACCAGAUCAAGUUUACAAUUUGAAUCGAGGACUGAUCAUAAUUUGAACAGCAUACAAUCAAUACCACUUCUGAAAGAAUAUAUAGUCGAUCACUAAGCACCGGAAAAGAGGAAGUUUAAGAAGAAAGGCAAAGGAUCAAGUCUAGGUAAGAGGAAGAGAUAGUAGAAUAGAAUUAGGAAGUCAGAAAAUCAAAUUCAAGAACUUAUAAUUGAGUUCAGGGUAAAUCCCGAGUGGACAAAGGAAAAAGUGGCUGAUCUCUCCGAUAAAACUGGUUUAAGUGAAAGCUAGGUAUACAAAUGGAAUUGGGAUUAAAGAAAGAAAUUUAAUGCUGACUUCGACAAGCAAGACGCUGAAGUAAGUAGAGAUGAGUUUGGAGGGUACUGCUGUAAAAAGUGGGGCAAGUUGGACGAGUUUGAACAUGAUGACAAUAUUUGUAAUUUACUUGGGCUUGAUGUGAAUAAGAUGGCAUUAGAACUUGUAAAAAGUGAUCUAGAAAAAAGAUAAAAAAUCAGAUCUACUUUUAGUAACAUCAACAGCUCUGCAAAUUCAAAUUCAAAAUCUCCUCAGAUAAUCACUACCAAGAAGGAAAUUCAAAAUGGAAGUAAAACUUCAUCGUUUUAAACUCCUCUACCUAACUAGAAAAAGGCUCCAAAAGAUCUAAUAUCAAUCAAACAAUGCAAAGAGUUUGAUGAAAUAAAUGAAGUUACAACACCUAAAGCAUCCUACUCAAGAUCUACAGGAGCUGAUAGUAAUCAAUCUUGGAUAACUUCCAUUAAUAAAAGCCCGCAAGCAUUGUUUGAACCCCAACCAUUCAACCAUUGCUCUCCUUGGAAAUAUGAAUCAUGCCACUACACUGGACCGUUGCCUGGAUCAAAUAAUUAUCAACUCAGAAUGUAAACGAUUAUAAAGAGUUCCCCAAUAAGGUAAUUUAAAAGUCCAAGUAAGGCAUUCUAAUCUAACUGGAAUCUAUUCAGUCCUUCUCCAAUGAAGGACAACAAAGAACAUUAAUUGUACAUAAACAACUCACAAUUCAAGCAACUUGAUUUCAGCUUGUUCGAUUGA
This is a messenger RNA of Stylonychia lemnae, 1170 nucleotides long. Lineage: Eukaryota; Ciliophora; Spirotrichea; Sporadotrichida; Oxytrichidae. The record is from the annotation of a GenBank genome assembly.